Molecule: messenger RNA, 4559 nt
Organism: Ochlerotatus camptorhynchus
Lineage: Eukaryota; Metazoa; Arthropoda; Insecta; Diptera; Culicidae
Exons: 8
Coding region: 763-3843 (1026 amino acids)
Biological process (GO): transmembrane transport
Cellular component (GO): membrane
Molecular function (GO): monocarboxylic acid transmembrane transporter activity
Source: RefSeq, a predicted model, not a curated record
CGCUACUGAGGAGCCUAUCGACACAGUUCGGACGGCCACGUCGCGUUCGUUCGCAUAGAGAACAAAGCGUGGGCUCUCGCAGCAGCACCCCUUGUGCCCUCUUCCGGUUCCAUCCGGCGGCCGACGGUGGUUCAGUUCUUUUGUUCCGAUUUCCGCGCCCGGUUUGCGGUUGUGUAGUUUUGGAUUGGAUCUGGGAAUACGUUUUCAUAACGAUUGAACUCGUUAGUCGGGAUAGUCGCGCUCGGUGAAGGUUUGGCAGCUUGCUGUUUUUGUUAUGCGCUGUGGGAAAAUUGUGAGAAAGUGUGACAAAUGGGGAAUGGCGGUCUUCGGUGGAAUUAAUUGUGUAUGAGUAUAAGAAAUUGCGACCAUUCAGUUGUGAAAAGUGUACAAUUUUAAAAGAAACGUGUUCAGUCAACUUUGUAAUAUGAGUGCAUAUCAGUCACACGGCUUAUCAACGAAGUAAUUGGAGGAAUCGAAGUUCAUUACUGGAAUUUUUACUCAAGUGAGAAUCGAAGUCACAAAGAUGUCAGUUCCAUAUGUAUUCAUUGCAUUGUUGCGGGUAAGAUUCGGAUAAAACCGCAUGGACGCCUUUUCAACGAAACGUAAGCAGCGUUACACAACCGGUGAAUUCAACUCGCCAGCCCUAUAUUCUAAACAAACCAAGAGAAAGCGGAACGUACUCUCGAAGCAAGAGGUAUUCCGCAUGCUAGCCCCUCAACUAGACCCAUUAUCCAGGCGUAGUAGUCGCCCUAAUCUCGCAGAAUGGAUAUUGUUAGAGUCUCCAAUAAUACUAAUACCAACGAUAGCGCCGGUAUCAGCCAGCAACCGCAGCAGCAACAGCAGCAGGCCGCUUCUGUGCAACAUUCUAAAACCAAGGACAAUAACAGCAAUACCAGAAAUGGCUUGAACCAACAACAAUCAACGAACUCCUCUACAUCGACACCGAAGCAAUCGCCCAGCGGAAGCCAGUGGGCUCCGGCCGGGUCCGUUGUGUCCUCGUCCGGUGGUUCGUUUGGCGGGUCCGACGGGCUGCACCAAGCGUCCAGUGAUUCGGGAAACAGUUCCUGCGUCAGUGGAAGCACUGCUGCGGAUGAUCCAGAGACAAAGAAUGCAAGUUUCGAAAGUGGCACCGACGGUGGUGAAGCCGUGGCUGCGGCAGUGAUCGCUGGUAGUGGCGAAGAAGAUGAAGAAGAGAUCGAUAGGGAAGAUGGCGGUGGUGAUGGUGAAAAGGAAUCGCUUUUGAAGGGGGGGAACAUUUAUGUGAAUAAAAUUUUUGAACGUGAAGAUGAGGGCAUUGAGUGCGAUAGGCUGAAGAAAUUGGUGGCACUGGAUGCUCGGGGUAGUUCGACGGAAACGGAUGAAAAUGCAGAGGAUGUGAAACCGCUCUUGAAAGUGGGUGUGGAAAACGAGAAGCGUAAACCGAAAAGUAUUGUGAAAAGUCCUUCAAAUUUGAGCUUUGGCAAGGAAUUGAAUGGUGGUGUUCAGAAGCAACGGCUUAAUCUACAGUUCCAGCUGCCGGUCGAAACCGUGAUCGACGAUCGACCGGUACAUCACGUGCAGUUUAGAAAACAGGAAAAUGGUUACUGUUGUCGUGGCUCCGGCGCCGAGCAGGAUCUUGGCAGUGGCGGAAACAACAACAACAACAAUGACAACAAUAGUAGCACUAAGCAGCAGAUUUGCUCCAGUCCGGUGGGCAGCAUAUUGUCCCAAGAAUCUGGUUCUGGUUCCAGCACGUCCUCCUCGUCGAAUGAGAACAGUUCGCUUGGCGGAUACGCCGAAGCGAGACCACCGGACGGGGGCUGGGGCUGGGUAGUGUGCUUCGCUUCGUUUAUGGUGAAUUUGAUUGCUGAUGGAGUGACGUUUAGCUUUGGCGUGCUCUACGUGGAACUGCUGAACUAUUUCGGCGAAGGCAAAGGUAAAACCGCCUGGGUCGGAUCGCUCUUCAUGGCUAUGCCACUUCUAUCCGGACCGGUGGCAUCGUUUCUUACGGAUCGGUACGGAUGUCGAAAUGUGACGAUAGUCGGUUCCAUCCUGGCCUCCGCCGGUUUUGCCUUAUCUGCCUAUGCGGAAACGAUUGAAAUGCUGUAUCUAACGUUCGGAGUGCUGGCCGGAUUUGGGCUGAGCUUGUGCUACGUGGCAGCCGUUGUGAUUGUGGCGUACUACUUCGACAAGAAACGAUCAUUCGCGAUUGGGCUGUCCGUGUGCGGCAGUGGUAUUGGGACGUGCAUCUUCGCAAAGGUGACGGAAAUUCUUUUGGACGAGUACGGCUGGCGUGGGACGACGCUGAUACUGGCCGGUAUUUUCCUCAAUAUGUGUCUUUGUGGCCUUCUGAUGCGUGAUCUCGAGUGGACAACGCACAAAUCGAAACUCAAACGUAAACAGAAGGAAGCCGAUUCGUACUCGGUGAGCAACAGUACGAAUACUGCCGGAACGACAAGCAAUCUGAACGCGGUCGAUGUCACUUCCGGUGGUGGUGGAGUUGGCGGUUUAGGAGGAGUACCAUCCGAGGCUGCACAGCAGGGUGCUAAGGGAGAACAAUCGAACAAUCCGGAUGAUCCUCGGUUGUUCAGUUCGUUGAUCACUCUUCCUACCUUCAUCAAAAACGAGGAGAAAGUACCCUACGAAGUAUUAGAAUUACUCCAAAAGCAUCAAAAUGUGCAUGAGCAUGUUUUGCAAAAUUAUCCUAAUCUGCUACAUUCUCGUAGCUUCAGUGAACCAUUAGCACCUAAGAGUAAUGAACUAUCCACGGAGAAGGCUGGCAAUCCCGGUCAAGUAAUUUCCUCGGAUUCCCAUAAAGGCCACCAAUUGGAUCAUCUACCCCCCGGCGAUGACGUCGAGCAUCAACACCCAUUCCUACGACGAGCCCACAGCCAUCGACCGACGGGUGUUCGCACACCGACGACCGCCUAUCUCAAGGAUCUCCGAAUGCACCGACAUUCCCUCACCUACCGAGGGGCGAUGUUGAACAUUCAACGCUAUCGACUGCGGGCUUCGUCCUGUCCGGACAUCUACCGGAACUCGAUGACAACGAUCGCCAAGGAAAAGACCGCCUGGUAUCAGGGAAUAGAUGAGUUCAAGACACUGCUGGUCAGUAUUUUGGACCUGUCCUAUUUCCGUGAUGUCCGUUUCCUGCUGUUUGCGAUCUCGAACUUUUUACUGUACACGUGGUACGAUGUGCCGUACGUAUACCUGACGGACAAUGCAACCGCGAUGGGCUUCACAAAGUCCCAGUCUUCGAUGUUGAUUUCCAUCAUCGGCAUUGUGAACAUGGUCGGAGAGAUCGUGCUCGGUUGGAUGGGCGAUCGGAAGUCCGUCAAUGCCAACUUGACGUACGCAGUUUGUAUGGGGCUUUGCGGCUUGGUGACCGCUUUGGUGCCACUAUUUACGGACUAUACGGAGCUAUCAUUUUUGGCCGGAGCGUUUGGGCUGUUCAUUGCCGCAAACUACUCACUGACAAGUAUUAUCCUCGUUGAACUGAUCACAUUGGAACGUUUUACCAAUGCCUAUGGGCUGCUGCUACUGGUGCAGGGUGUGGCCAAUUUAAUCGGACCACCACUAGCCGGUUGGAUAUCGGACAUUAUGGAGAGCUACAAUUUGGCAUUCUACCUGGCUGGUUUGUUUAUUGCGUUGUCGGGAUUAUUACUGCUGGUGUUGCCCGCCAUUGAAGAGUACAAGAAGUACCACCAAAGACGAGUUUCGAAGGAGAAAGGUACAUCGUUCGAUGGCUACGGAAUGAAUAAUUUGACGCUUAAGACGGGCAACGGCAAAACGAACGGCGCUGCAGUGCUACUGACCGACUGUUUCGGGCAGGAAAAGCUCAUCAAAGAGGGCGCCAACGUUUGAAGCUCUCCCCAGCUAGCUGUAGUCGGCGAGAACCCACCACACCACCAGAACCAACGAAAACGACACGUGUGGUGAGCUUAACCCUCUUCUGCCUCUCUGUGGCGCACUACUGAGUAGUUUUUGUUUUGUUUCUACGAAUUAUCGCUGGAAAAAGGCGUUUAAAGACGCCGUAAAUUUGGCAGCAAUUAUUGCUUUCUAGUUUAGUUCAAGUUGAAUGUGAUCGAUCAAGUGAAACUCAGGCCAUUAGUUUUUUCGUUACCGGGAGAAUGUGUUUUUACUUGAAUUUGUUUCGGUUUUACGUGACUGUUUACUUUAAUAAAAUUUAAAAAAAAAAUAAUGGAACAUAGUUUGUUUCGACCAGACAAGCGGUGCAGCUGCCCUUUUUCCACUGUAAAAUUAUAACCAUUAAGAAAUAAAUCCAUUAAAUAUUAUGACAGCUAGAAUUAAGGCGCGAACAAAAGAAAAAAAAUAAUAGAACCUUCCCUCUUUUUUGACCAUCGAUAGUAAACUACAAUACCAAUGAUUCUAAAUUAAAUCGUAGACCAAUAGGAAGGCAAGCAAACUUUUGAUUGUACACUCACACGACGAGUUUGUCAACUCAUCAAGUAAAUGCAACUCAUUCAUCGCUGAUAGCAAACAAAACUGUGUCUAAGUUACGGUUUGGUGUUUAUGAAAUAUGUACCUAGUAGUAGAAGUAGUAGUUUCGGUGACAUCCA